Molecule: messenger RNA, 1466 nt
Organism: Esox lucius (northern pike)
Lineage: Eukaryota; Metazoa; Chordata; Actinopteri; Esociformes; Esocidae
Gene: mak16
Product: MAK16 homolog (S. cerevisiae)
Biological process (GO): maturation of LSU-rRNA; maturation of 5.8S rRNA
Cellular component (GO): preribosome, large subunit precursor; nucleolus
Source: RefSeq, marked provisional
AUACAAUGUCUUCCUCUGGUUCCAUGUGGCUGUAUUGGUAGGAACCCCAGUUACAUAUUAUCGGUUAAGUUCUAAUAGUCGGAGGUUUAACAUCGAUUUUGAAAACAAAAGGGAAAUUCACAAAAAAACGCGUGUGAGGAAUUAAUAAUGCAGCACGACGACGUUAUCUGGGACAUCAUAGGCAACAAAGCGUUUUGUUCCUUUAAAGUCAAGACAAAGGUUCAGAAUUUCUGCCGGAAUGAAUACAAUAUUACUGGACUUUGUAAUAGGUCUUCCUGUCCACUAGCUAACAGCCAGUAUGCCACCAUUCGAGAGGAGAAGGGUCAAUGUUUCUUAUAUAUGAAGGUUAUUGAGAGAGCAGCAUUUCCUGCCCGAAUGUGGGAGAAGGUGAAACUUAGUAAGAACUAUGAGAAGGCUCUGGAACAGAUUGAUCUGAACUUGAUCUAUUGGCCCCGCUUCAUCAGACACAAAUGUAAACAACGCUUCACCAAGAUCACGCAGUACCUCAUCCGUAUCCGCAAGCUCACACUCAAACGACAGAGGAAACUGGUCCCCCUUAGCAGAAAAGUGGAGGCGAGAGAAAAAAGGAAAGAGGAAAAGGCCCUUGUUGCUGCACAGCUUGAUAAUGCAAUCGAAAAAGAACUGCUAGAGAGGCUGAAACAGGGAACGUAUGGGGACAUCUACAACUUCCCCAUCCAUGCCUUUGAUAAGGCAUUAGAGCACCAGGAUGAGGAGAGUGAGUCUGACUCAGAGGAAGAGGAAGCGGAGGAAGAUGACGAGGAUGUUGGAAAGCCAGAAUUUGUCGCGGAAGAUGAAAUCGAGGAGAGUGAUCUCAGUGAUUUUGAGGACAUGGACAAUCUGAAUGCAGACAGCGAUGAAGAUGAAUCUAGUGAAGAAGAGGGCGAGUCUGAAGUAGAGAUGGAGGAAGAGAGCGAGGCCUCGACAUCCACGGGAAAGUCAAAAGGAAAGACACCCCUGAAAGGCUCUGCAUUCCGGAAGAAAAGGGCUUAUGUGGAGAUCGAGUAUGAACAGGAGACGGAGCCUGUUCCCAAAAGCAAGGCCACGUAGUCAAAGACUUCCUUCGACACAGAUCGUCAAAUCAGUGCCUGCCUUAUUUUGGGAGGUUACACUGUCAAGGAUUAAUACUACAACGCAUCGAUCUAUACAUUGUUUUGGUUAAUUUAAGCUGUUGAAUAUUUUGCCUUAUUGGACUGAACUUCCAGCAACUUCUUACAAUCACUCGUGUAGAGUGAAACUUAUAAGAUGGGUCUGGGGAUUUGGAAUGUUCUACAGGCUUAAAUCCACAAUUUUCUAGACCACUUUUUAAUAAUUGUGUAUACAUUACAUGGUGUAGGACAUGCGGCAAUUCAUCAGUUGACAUAAAGUUAUGCAUCUUGUUUUCAGUCUCUGAAUUUCAGUGUAACUCUUACUGUUCAAAUUAAUAAAUCUCUGAAGGCAUUGUAAUC